AUGGAACCGAAUUUUAAUUAUAGGUUUAAUAUCUUUCUAGUUGGUGAAUCUACUGUAGGAAAAAGUUGUAUUGCUUCAUAAGCUUCAUUAAACAAAUUCAUAGAUAAACAUGAAACAACAAUAGGAGCAGAAUAUACAACUAAAAUAAUAAAAUAUGACAAUAAAAUCUUUAAAAUUAACAUCUGGGAUGGAUCUGGUAAGAGCGAAUAUAGAAGAUUGACUUUUAUUUACAUUAAAAGAGUAUAAGGAGCUAUUUUAACUUACGAUAUUACUAAUCGUGAAAGUUUUCUUAAAAUUAGUGAUUUCAUUGAAUUAUGUAGAACAAGAGGGAAAUCUGACUUGACUUUGAUUUUAGUAGGAAAUAAGUUUGAUUUAGAAUAAAAUCGUGAAGUAAGUUAUACAGAAGGAGAAAUGUUUGCUAAAGAAUAAGGUCUUAUUUUCUAUGAGUUAAGUGCAUAUACUGCUUAUAACAUUGAAGAAUUAUUUAACAAAAUUACUGAAUUAAUUUACAUAAAAAUUCAAAAUGAAGCUUCUAAAAAUUAAGGAGAGUAGCUUAUUCUAUCUCAAUAAAAAUCGUCUAUUAUUUCGAGCAAAUGUUUUUGA
Molecule: messenger RNA, 603 nt
Organism: Tetrahymena thermophila SB210
Lineage: Eukaryota; Ciliophora; Oligohymenophorea; Hymenostomatida; Tetrahymenidae
Product: Ras family small GTPase
Exons: 6
Molecular function (GO): GTPase activity; GTP binding
Source: RefSeq, a predicted model, not a curated record